AUGAACAAUUUGUGGGAUCAAAUUCGACGGUCUCAGGAUGAGGAUGAUGAAGAGAUGAUGGCCACCAACGCUAUUGUCAUGGCUGCAGUCGCUCAAGAAUCUGGAAACCAACACCGAGGGCGCGGUUCUCAUCCGGGUCGUGCACCAAAUGAGGAACGAUUUAGAGAAGAAAGGGGCAAAGGUAUGUUGGCCGACUACUUUGUCAACCGGCCAGUGUUCAAAGAUGCGGAGUUCCGAACACGUUACAGGAUGAGUCUCAAUCUCUUCCAGCGUAUAUCUACUGACCUUUGCCAGUAUGAUCGUUACUUUGUUCAAAGGUCAGAUGCUACUGGCAAAGUCGGACUGCUUCCGGAGCAGAAGAUGACAGCUGCCUUGCGAAUGCUUGCGUACGGUGCAGGGGCAGAUCAAUGUGCUGAGUAUUGUAGGAUGGCGAAAUCCACAUCCGUUGCAGCCCUUCAGCACUUCACACGAGGAAUUGUUGAUCUUUACUCAAAAAAUACCUCCGCGCUCCAACUGCAGCCGACCUCAGACGACUUCUUACCAAAGCUGAGAGGAGAGGUUUUCCAGGAAUGA
Molecule: messenger RNA, 573 nt
Organism: Rosa chinensis
Lineage: Eukaryota; Viridiplantae; Streptophyta; Magnoliopsida; Rosales; Rosaceae
Exons: 1
Coding region: 1-573 (190 amino acids)
Source: RefSeq, a predicted model, not a curated record